Molecule: messenger RNA, 410 nt
Organism: Symbiodinium necroappetens
Lineage: Eukaryota; Dinophyceae; Suessiales; Symbiodiniaceae
Source: the annotation of a GenBank genome assembly
AUGAAGGUUGGACUGCUUUGUCUGGCAUGGCUGGGGCUAGCUGCGGCCAUCACCUUGCAGUCUGACGAUGCAGAGCGCCCCACGACAAAGGUGGUAAAGCUGCUUAAAACCAUGCAGGAGACUGUGGAAAGCGAAAGCAAAGCCGACGAGGAGACUUAUGACAAGUUCAAGUGUUGGUGUCACGAGAACACGGAUGCCAAGACCAAGGCCGCUGCAGAGGCAGAGACCACGGCUCGNNAGCUGAAGGCACGUGUUGAGGAACUCGCCGCCCAAAGCGAGCGCCUCAAGGGAGAGAUCGAGAAGGCGGAGGACGAAGUGGCCAAGAACGAAGCGGCCCUCGACACCGCCACAGAGUUGCGGAAGCAGCAAAACAAGGAGUACAUGGACGAUCGCGAGCGCCUUGAAGGUGA